AUGGCUCCCACUCAGGCUCGCGCUGGCGCCAAGAAGGGUCAGAAGACCAAGGUUACGAACAAGUACACCAUCAACUGCAGCCAGCCUGUGUCAGACAAGAUCUUCGACAUCUCCGGCUUCGAGAAGUUCCUGCACGACCGCAUCAAGGUCGAGGGCCGCACCGGCAACCUCGGCGAGAGCGUCGAGAUCAAGCAGAUCGGCGAUGGCAAGAUUGAGGUCGUCACGCACAUCCCUUUCUCCGGCCGCUACCUGAAGUACCUGACAAAGAAGUACCUCAAGAAGCAGCAGCUGCGCGACUGGCUGCGUGUGGUCAGCACCAGCAAGGGUGUGUAUGAGCUGCGCUUCUUCAACGUCGUCAACGAUGACGCCGAUGAGGAUGACGAAUAA
Messenger RNA from Cyphellophora europaea CBS 101466, 387 nucleotides. RefSeq lists its product as uncharacterized. Lineage: Eukaryota; Fungi; Ascomycota; Eurotiomycetes; Chaetothyriales; Cyphellophoraceae. Gene Ontology annotation, molecular function: RNA binding; structural constituent of ribosome. Gene Ontology annotation, biological process: cytoplasmic translation. Gene Ontology annotation, cellular component: ribosome. The record is from RefSeq and is a predicted model, not a curated record. Bases 1 to 387 code for a protein of 128 amino acids. The transcript is spliced from 4 exons.